Nanorana parkeri is the source of this 763-nucleotide messenger RNA. RefSeq names its product small integral membrane protein 1 (Vel blood group) (gene SMIM1). The record is from RefSeq and is a predicted model, not a curated record. NCBI's taxonomy places the organism in Eukaryota, Metazoa, Chordata, Amphibia, Anura, Dicroglossidae. Bases 303 to 542 code for a protein of 79 amino acids. The transcript is spliced from 3 exons.
CAUCCCACCCCUUGUGUGUCUCAGGCUGCCCUCCCUUUCUUACACAACCUCCCCCUGGCCUCUACUCCUCAUGGCUAUUGGCUUAAACAGCAAAGUCUCAUUCUUUUCCCUUCUGUUCAAAGGAAGGCUUUGGAUCCUUUCCAGAAAGGAACUACACUCGGUCAGCUGAGCAUUGCUUGAAGCCCUGUCUCAUGCACUGAACUUUGUUUUUUUUCCCCUGAGCCACAAAGUAAAACUUCUGCGGGACCUUCGGAGAAGUAGACGUUUCCUCUAAGCUCUAGAGAGCUUGGCUCUGUGUAGUGAUGGAGUCUCAGGAAACCCCAGGCGUUCAUUACAGCCGCUGGACUGAACAAAAUCAGGAUCAAGUUAGCAUAAACGCAUCAAACACAGAGACACCGGCCUGGAGAAGAGUCUACAACGUGCUGUGUACUGGGAGGAUCGGAAUCAUUAUGAAAGUAUUGGGAGGACUGGCCUUGUUCUGGAUUAUAUUUAUCAUCGGUUAUGUCACUGGUUACUAUGUACACAAGUGCAAGAAGGGGUAACGGGAAGUCAGCCGCUGCAGACGACGUUUCAUGAAGAUAACAAUGGAGCCCUCUAUCUGAAGACUUGGGGAAAUGUUCUAUGGAGCUCUCCCACGAAGGAUGACAAAUAUAUAUAUUUAUCAGGAUAUUCAGAAUGGACUUAAAGAGAAAAAGCAGCUCAUGAAAUGAAGGUUUAUUUUCUCUUCAGUAAUAGAAAACUGGAGGAAAGUAUCUGUGUUGCC